Molecule: messenger RNA, 2872 nt
Organism: Coregonus clupeaformis (lake whitefish)
Lineage: Eukaryota; Metazoa; Chordata; Actinopteri; Salmoniformes; Salmonidae
Product: breast cancer metastasis-suppressor 1-like protein-A
Exons: 11
Coding region: 346-1350 (334 amino acids)
Biological process (GO): negative regulation of transcription by RNA polymerase II
Cellular component (GO): Sin3-type complex
Molecular function (GO): histone deacetylase binding
Source: RefSeq, a predicted model, not a curated record
GACUCCCGUUCACUCCUUGAAGGAGAGCGCUCCUUGUCCCAGAAUGCAUUAUGCGGCCCAUUGACGACGCAUGGGCAAAUUACAAGAAAGGUGUUAAUACGAUUCAAUUGUGUUUCCCAUCUCCUCAAAAAUGUCUCUGAGCGCAUGCAGAAGAGAUGGGACAGUUUUGUAAAAGAGCAUCUGAUUGGUAGUUUCGGUAGCCAUGUUUUCAACCUCCAGUUACCUCUGUUGUUUUAGCUAGCUAGUUGUUUAUCUGGUUAGCUAGCCGUCGUCAUUUUUAUUGCUAUUUUUUACACAAUUCAGUUCGCAAACCCUUUCCUCGAAUUUUAUAAGAGCACUAACGUUAUGCCGGUGCACGCCCGUGAAAAGAAAGAAAGCAACCACGAAGAAAUGGAGGUUGAUUUUCCCGAGCAAGACGCUAGCAGCACCGAUGAAGAGGACACUGUCAGCUCUUAUGUAUCCGAAGAUGGAGACAGCUCGGAUAUGGACGACGAAGACUGCGAGAGGAGACGAAUUGAAUGCAUGGACGAAAUGACUACCCUCGAGAAGCAAUUCGGUGACUUGAAAGAACAGUUGUACAAGGAGAGGCUAAGUCAGGUGGAUAUAAAGCUGAAGGAAGUGAUAGCUGGCUGUGCCCAAGAGUAUCUGGAACCACUGGCCAACCUGCAGGAGAAUAUGCAGAUCAGGACCAAAGUAGCUGAUGACCUACCUACCAGCUCCCUGGGGAUCUACAGAGAGCUGUGUCUGGAGUCUGUGAAGAACAAGUACGACUGUGAGAUCCAGGCUGCCUGCCAACACUGGGAGAGUGAGAAGCUGUUGCUGUUUGAUACCGUGCAGAGUGAGUUAGAGGAGAAGAUCAGACGCCUGGAGGAGGACCGCCACAGUAUCGACAUCACCUCAGAACUUUGGAAUGAUGGUUUACAUUCACGGAAGAACAAGAAGAAGGAUCCGUUCUGCCCUGCCAAGAAGAAGAAGCCUGUUGUCGUCUCAGGUCCAUAUAUUGUUUAUAUGCUGCAAGACCUAGAUAUACUUGAAGACUGGACAGCAAUACGAAAGGCACCACAGGCGAUGGCGUCGUUAGGGCCGCACAGGGUUAAGGUUGACGUCCCUACCAAGGCUGACAGACACCACCAUGUGGCGAGGUCUGAGGAGGGCAGACUGUUCUAUGACAGCCAGUGGUACUGCAGAGGACAGGCCAUAUGCAUCAACAGGAAGGACGAAUACCCCACCAGUGCCAUGAUAACCACCAUUAACCAUGACGAGGUGUGGUUCAAACGGCUGGACGGCAGCAAGUCCAAGUUGUACAUCUCUCAGCUGCAGAAAGGCAAAUACACCAUCAAACACUCCUAAUGUCCCUCACGGCUUGCCGUACUUUCUCUCCCUGGAAAACAAAUAAUGAACUUCAGUGCCAUAAGAUCCUGUCCCUUACUUUCAUUGCUGUAAGGGGAAACAUACUCCUCCAUUGUGUCAGUGGUCUUCGCCAACUCUGGUCCUGGAGAGCUAUAGGUCAGGGUGUGUAGGGUUUUGCAAGGUUGGUGACUAACUACUGCUUUCUCGAAAUAUGUAUGUAUGUUACUAAUAUCUGCGAGGCCUCCAAGUGUCGUUCCUUCUCUCGAUACUAGAAGAGAAAGAAGCAAGUGCUGCUAAGAAGGGAUGAGUUGCUGUUGUGAGUAGUGGUGGUGUUGUAGUGUGCCUUUUUAACAAGAUGCAUACUGUCCUGAACUAACUCAAUGCAGUGAAGCCUUAGUUCCUACGGCCUGUGAGAACAGUACUAGGAUCAAGUCAAAGCGGGUAAUUUUGUGAUCGAGUGAGUAAAUGGAAACCUACAGUGUACCAUCCAGGUUAAGAAUGAACCAUUAGCAUUUCCUAAGCACUGAGAUCGCAUCUGUUUCUCCGGCAGGCUGGCACAGCCAAUAGUAUGUUUGCCCUCUGUACAGAACCCUUGUUGAGAACUCUGUUGGACACUUUGUCAGGAAAAACCCAUGUCUUAACUUCACUGUGAGCCCAGUAGCCAUCUGCCUCUUGUAGUGUACUUUGGGAGAAUCUCAAUUGCAUAUUCCUCACGUCCUCUCUCCUCACCUCCUUCUCAAAACCCAUUGGAGGAGAAAGCCUGGGUCCCUCCCCUCUGACCUUCUUCAAUGGGUGUUGAGAAGGAGUCUAGGAGAGAGGACAUGAGGAGUAUGCGAUUUGAGAUUCUCCCUGUUUUUGUGCCAUCUUCCCUCCCUGUGAAGCGCUCCCUGCGUCUCUAUGCUCUACCUUUCGCAUGAAGUGCUCACUUGUGCACUGCUCCCUACCCAUGCCAGAGGUAUCUGAUGACAUUGAGAUGGGUCUAAGUGUCUGAUUGUUGUACAAUCCCGUCCAUGCAAUCCCAUCCACUCUUUUGCACAUUAUUGGAUAGAGGGAAAACAUGUGUGUAUAUAGUCAUGUAAUGCUGUUUCGACCUCUUAUGUAGUCAUGUGGUCCUUCACAUUCACAGCAGUAUCAUCUGUAUACAAGUAUCAACUGUCAACAGUAUUGCAUUUAGAAGAUUCUCAACAUGUUAGGAAUUGUAUAGAGAUGUUACACGCUGUAAUGUUGCGAGUGUUUUCAUAAAAAAAUUUUUUUGCAGCCAAUGAACAAGGUCUGUCAUAGUACGAUUAGGCCAAAUGUUACAGUGCCAUGAAUUGAAAAGUAGUCCUGCACUUGUCCUCUUUUAUUUGUCAAGUAUGGAUUGUUAUUUAGUGUUUUUCUGUUUGGUUUGUAGUAAAUCAUAACGAUCAACCACUACACUACGUUUGCUUUUCAUAUCAUGCGGGAGGAAAAUAUUAAUACAACUUUGUGUCAUAGUGCCAAUGCAUGUACAGCAAAUUAAAUGUUUAAUUUUGUAUGUAAA